AUGUCUUCUGUGAUUGUCUUUGGCCCCACCGGUGGUGUCGCUUCAGUUGCAGCGCUCACUGCCCGAGAGCAUGGAGCCAAGGUUUUCCUGGCUAUGCGAGACACCCAGAAGCAAAUUCCUGGGUUGAGUACAGAGCUGGAACAGCAAGGCGGGUUUGAAAGAAUUCAAGCGGAUCUGGCCAACCCAGACUCCGUCGCUGCAGCCGUCAAAGCAUCGGGGGCAAAGCGCGCAUUCACAUAUCUUGCUUUUGGGGCCCCUGACCACAUGAGGGCCACUUUCACAGCAAUGAAAUCAGCCGGCAUUGAAUUCGUUGUCUUCCUCAGCAGUUACACCAUCGCUGGAGACCCAAAGGAUGUUACUCCUGCUGAGCUCAUUGCUUACCUCCACGCGCAGGCUGAGAUCGUUCUCGACGAGGUCUUUGGGGACGAGAACUAUGUUGCUCUGAGGCCGGGUGGCUUUGCCACGAACUUGUUGCGAUACAAGAAGGGUAUCGCAGCUGGCGAGGUGAGAAUCUGGGCACCCGAUUUCCAAUUUGAUUGUAUUACACCAGGCGACAUGGGCCGCGUGGGUGGCACCAUCUUGGUGCAGGGACCGAAGAAUGGACAAAAGAAGGUGUACCUGUAUGGUCCACGACUCAUCCCUCAAGGAGACGCCAUUGUGACCAUUGGAAAGCUUGUCGGCAAAGACGUCAAGCUCACUAUUAUCGAUGAGGAGGAAGCCUUGGAGCAAUCUCUUGCACACGGAUUCCCGAAGCCAUUAGCAGAAUAUAUGAUCCAAACGUUUGCAAGUACGUCGAAUGAGGUUACGGAGCGUGCACACUACCAAGUUGGGGUUGACAAUGUGGAGCUGUACACUGGGAAGCCUUCCACGAAGUUUGAAGACUGGGUGGAAGCAAAUAAGGAACUUUUUGAUGCUUAA
Molecule: messenger RNA, 918 nt
Organism: Penicillium soppii
Lineage: Eukaryota; Fungi; Ascomycota; Eurotiomycetes; Eurotiales; Aspergillaceae
Exons: 1
Coding region: 1-918 (305 amino acids)
Source: RefSeq, a predicted model, not a curated record